Nilaparvata lugens (brown planthopper) is the source of this 1960-nucleotide messenger RNA. RefSeq lists its product as uncharacterized. Bases 211 to 1194 code for a protein of 327 amino acids. The record is from RefSeq and is a predicted model, not a curated record. Lineage: Eukaryota; Metazoa; Arthropoda; Insecta; Hemiptera; Delphacidae. The transcript has 4 exons.
GCUGGAAGCCGCAAACUGAUUCUAUGUUUUUUGUUCGUUAUCAGAGCAAGUUGAAUUUUUCUCAUGUUAUUUUGAAUUAUUAAUUUAAAUAAUCUUUAAAGCCAGUUAGUAUUUUGCAAGUUAAUAAAACUGUUUCCAUAAGAGAACUUAGCAGGAUAAGUUAAUAGUAAGUACCUGUUUACUACACAGAGUAUAGGCCUAAUUUGAAAAAUGACUGGUCUAAUCAACACUGCUGCAUUGAACACAAUCAACUUGCUAGAAAGUGAACAAUUGGCAACCAUCAAGAACGCUUUGAGAAAAUUGAAUGAAGCUCAUAAAUCCUACUUGCUUUCGGAAAAAAUCAAUGAGGCUCUUGUCGAUUUAUUGGAAGGUAAUGAAUUGAAUGAGGAAAUUUCAAGCAAACUGAGGUCUGUUCUGUGUUCACCUUCAGAUUUGUUAGCAGUUGAUAGAGAUGAAGAGAAUGAUACGUGUUCUAUCCUAGGACUUUCAACAAAUAUUUCCCAUGUAGAAAGAGAUGAAGAGAGUGAUACGCGUUGUAUCCUAGGACUUUCAACAAAUAUUUCCCAUGUAGAAAGUAAUAGGCUCAAUAUUGCAGAAGACUCACAACUGUUCGAAAAAGUUCACAAUAAACUUUUAUCUUGGUGUUCGCAUGGUCAGACUCUUGAAAAGGUUCUACGACAACUUGGCCUAUCAGAUUACCUGGACCAGCCAGGGGAAGCGUUGCUCAGCGACAAUCAGUCCCAGGUGUUGAAAUUGCGCCGCGAUCUGAGUCAGCUGAUCGAUCGCAGAGUGGCGCUCACCCAAGAACUGCAGUCGAUGAUGCAGAUCCAAGAUGAUGCCUUUGUCGAUGAUCUGCCGACAAGUGAAGACACGGCUCCUCCGUCCACAAUGACUGUCAACCAAGUCAUCGCUAGAGCAAGUGAACUUGAACGCAAAACCGAAUCAUGGGUAGCCGGCCUAGAUGUGGACAUGGGUGUGGCGUUGAAGAAGCUGCAUCAAAUGCUGGAUGAGGAAUUCGAAGCCAAGGAGUUGACACGCAAACGACUCGCCGCGAAAUUGGCCGCCUACAAACAGCUGGAGGAGGAGACUGACUUCGCCAGCAUUCUCAAAAACUACUUGAAAGCGAAGAGUGCUGCCUCAAGGUGGAAGUGGACCCUUGAUGAACUGAAGACAUCGUCUGAAAUUAAUAUGUGAUCAUCCGCCAACAUUCUCAAAAACUACGAGAAAGCGAAGAGUACCACCUUAAGAUGGUAGUGGACCCUUUAUGAAUUGAAAACAUCGUCUGAGUCUAUUAUGUGAUCUUCGCUUAACUAAUAGACUUUGUAAACUGAGAUUGGAUACAAACUGGGCUGGAUUGUUGCAUUGUAAACUGAGAUUGGAUUUAAACUGGGUUGGAUUGUUGCAUUGUAAACUGAGAUUGGAUUCAAACUGGGCUGGAUUGUUGCAUUGUAAACUGAGAUUGGAUUUAAACUGGGCUGGAUUGUUGCACUGUAAGCAACUGGAGUUAGCAUCAUUACCUAUUUAUUUUAACUCGGCAGUCAUAAGUCAUAUCUUAAGCAUACCUUGAUUACAUAGUGGUGCAUUGUUCUAUAAAUUAGAUUGACCUGAAGUAAGCAUAGUUAGCUAUCUAUUUAUUUUAACUAGGCAGUCUAUAUCUUGAUUAAGCAAACCUUAAGUAAAUGCAUUGUUCUAGAAAUUACUUACAGAACAACUUGCGUUAGUUCAGUUGCAUAAUAAUUUUUUCAAGCAAUAUAGGAAUGAUUGCUCUUCUGCAAAGUAUACACUAUUUUUAGCAAUUCAUAGAAGAUUGCAUUACUGCAAAGUCUACACAAUUUUUGUUAAGCAAUCUAGGAAGGAGGCUGGUGUAAAUCUGCUAUGCGGGAAAAAAUCGUAGGGUAAUAUACCUUCCGUUAAAACCAUAAACUGAGUAGAAAAAUCCAAUUUAAAAUGAUGAAAACUU